This is a messenger RNA of Stegodyphus dumicola, 2971 nucleotides long. Its product is annotated as cell adhesion molecule Dscam1-like. NCBI's taxonomy places the organism in Eukaryota, Metazoa, Arthropoda, Arachnida, Araneae, Eresidae. The record is from RefSeq and is a predicted model, not a curated record. Gene Ontology annotation, biological process: synapse organization; axon guidance; homophilic cell-cell adhesion. Gene Ontology annotation, cellular component: plasma membrane; axon; neuronal cell body. Gene Ontology annotation, molecular function: axon guidance receptor activity; protein binding.
AAAAAGGAGGUAACUGAAAAAUCUCAUGCAAAGACCUUCUCAACAUAAACAUUUCUGUUUUUUAUUAAUGCUGAUACAGUCUUAAUCUCAACUAUAGGAAUGAUAUUUGUUUACUUCUCAAUCAUCUUUUAUCUGAAAAGUUAUCAAGCUUCAGAAUUGACUCACGAAUCUCCUGUGCUGUAUCCUUUAAUGGUACCAUCCAAUCCAACACUUGGUGAUGAUACAGACAUUCUUUGCAAACUGAGAAGAGGAACUGAACCUGUAAAGUUUCAGUGGUUUCAUGAUGGCAAAGAAAUUUCUUCAGAUCGCAAGUCGAAAAUUACAACAUCUGAACGCAGAUCUGUGUUUUCAAUGGGAAAUAUCGAAGUGACGGAUAUUGGAAAUUACACUUGUGUAGCUACAAAUGCUUACGGUAGAGAUUCAAAAACUGAAAGUGUUCUUAUAGAAGCAUGCUGCUCUGGAGAUCCCCCUGUUCUUUAUCCAUUGAUGUUACCUUCAAACCCUUCCAUUGGAGACAGCACUGACAUUCUCUGUAGUCUUAAACGAGGAGCUCUUCCUAUUCAGUUCAAAUGGAUGCACAACAGCAAAGAUAUAAAUUCAUUCCCCGAUGUGAAGAUAUCAAUUUCAGACAGGCGUUCCUUGCUUCAGAUCAGUGCUUUACAUGCUAUUCACAUAGGGAAUUACACAUGUCAAGCUAGUAACGUGUUUGGUCACAACAGUCAAACUGAGUUGCUUAUUUUAGAUGGUAUGCAAGAACCUCCUAUAUUACAUCCCCUCAACAUACCUCCAGACCUUGGAAUAGGAGAUAGUCUAGAUAUUAUAUGUAGCUUGAAAAGGGGAAGCAUCCCUGUAACAUUUGAAUGGAAAAUAAAUAAUCGAGUUCCUGAAAAAAGAGUUGGAAUUCAAAUCAAUACAUCACAAAAAAGAUCUGUUUACAUUAUUGAUAGUAUAUCAGCAUCUGACGUUGGAAAUUAUUCAUGCACUGCAACCAAUAACGAUGGUUCAGAUCAAGUUCGAGGAAACUUAGAUGUUGAAGAUUUGCUUUCUGGUGUCAUAGCUCUUUAUUUUGAGAAAUUAAGGAUACAAAGAAAAAUGCAGAAUACAGACAUUAAACAGCGUUAUCAUCCCACCAAGUUAUCUUAUCUGAUGUUUUUGCAUGAUUUCUUAAUAUACUUGUGCUUGCUGCUAAUAAAGAAUACCAUACAUGCACAAGCUACUGGAACACCAGUUCUUCAUCCACUGCUUAUACCUCCAGAUCUUGGGCUUGGAGACAGCCUAGAUAUAAUAUGCAGUUUGAAAAGAGGGAAUACACCCGUAAAUUUUGAAUGGAUUCUCAACAAUAAGAAAGCUACUGAUGUAUCAGGCAUAAAAAUUAAUACGUCUGAAAGAAGAUCUGUUUGUAUUAUUCAAAGUAUAAGAUACGAUCAUAUUGGUAACUAUACUUGCAAAGUAUCUAAUGUUGAUGGGUAUGAUGAAGCUCAUACUGAACUUAAAGUUGAAGUUGGAGCCUGUGAAAUACCGAAUUUAUAUCCCAUGUUUGUCCCACCGAAUAUUGGAUUAGGCGAUCCUGUAGAAUUGCACUGCAGCCUGAAGAAAGGAAGUCUGCCAGUUACUUUCACGUGGUUCCUGAACAGUGUCAGGAUUACAAACAAUUCUAAACACAAUUUGAAAAUAACAAGCACUCAGAGGGGAUCUCUUUUUAGCGUCGAAACGCUUAGUGCACAAAAUAUUGGCAACUAUACUUGUCAGGCAACUAAUGAUUUUGGAAUUGAUAAUGCUAGUGUUUUAGUCUAUGCUGAAGUUCCCCCUCACUGGACGAAAGAACCAAUGGAUACAACUGCUGCUAAAGGUUCGGGUCUUGUUGUGGAUUGUACGGCUACAGGCCAUCCAACACCUAGAGUGUCCUGGAGUAUACAGAAAAAUGCAGAACAUCGCGAACCCAUUCGUGGAGAUGGGCAGUGGACUACUGCUUCCAACGGGUCUCUCAUUUUUUCAAGGGUGGACGAAUCAGAUGCUGGUGUAUAUGUAUGUGAAGCACAUAAUGGCAUAGGACCAGGAAUAUCCAAGAGUAUACAAAUCAGUGUACACGUUCUCAAUAAUUUUACAACAUUUUUGAGAUUUGAAGUGGUGAAAGAUACUACAGAUUAUGGAACAAAAUCUGAACUCCUGAUACACGAUUCGCAAAAAGCUGAUGUAGGGCAUUAUAUUUGCCAAGCUCGUAACCAAUUCGGAGAAGAUGAAGGAAAAGUGAAAUUGGUUGUCCUUGAACCCCCAUCUCCUCCGACUGGAAUUCGCGCUUCUGAAGUUCAAGUGAGAUCGAUUAGAUUGUCGUGGCAACCCUCCUCUGCUGACGAAGGUUUGGUAGAAAACUAUGUUGUGAGAUACUGGAGAAAUGAUGAGAAACGAGGGAAAUUGCACCAAGUUACUUUACCAGCAGUUCAAACGGCAGUCACAAUAUCUAAUCUGCAUCCGGGAACAUCAUACAGCGUUCAAGUAUUUGCCCAGAAUGACGUAGGACAAGGUGAUCCUUCUCAGCCAAUCACAUUUCGUACAGUUGAAGAAGCUCCAGACGGUGCACCCCUAGAUUUGAGGGUUGAACCAGUAAGUUCAAAGUCUAUAAGAGUAUCGUGGAAGCCGCCUCAGAGGCAUCACUGGAACGGCCCUCUACGAGGAUACUAUGUGGGUAACAAAGUGGCCCACUCAAGUUCACCGUUCACCUACCAGACAGUCGAGACGACGGACAGACGUGGUGGAUCUCUUCUUAUUCAAGGUCUGCUGAAAGCAACCACAUAUACUGUUGUUGUCAAAGCUUUUAAUGCUGCUGGAACCGGACCGCCAUCUCAUGAGCUACAAGUCACUACCUUAGAAGAAGAUCCUCCUUCCCCGCCUAUAGUAGGAGUCGCUGAUGUGACAGCAUCUAGUGUUGGCAUACAUUGGAAUAUAGGAAGUGAUAAACAACCAUCAGUAGUUC